Messenger RNA from Arthroderma uncinatum, 1902 nucleotides. Its product is annotated as COP9 signalosome complex subunit 12. Gene Ontology annotation, cellular component: transcription export complex 2. The transcript is spliced from 3 exons. Gene Ontology annotation, biological process: transcription elongation by RNA polymerase II; post-transcriptional tethering of RNA polymerase II gene DNA at nuclear periphery; poly(A)+ mRNA export from nucleus. NCBI's taxonomy places the organism in Eukaryota, Fungi, Ascomycota, Eurotiomycetes, Onygenales, Arthrodermataceae. The record is from RefSeq and is a predicted model, not a curated record. Gene Ontology annotation, molecular function: RNA binding; double-stranded DNA binding. Bases 1 to 1902 code for a protein of 633 amino acids.
AUGUGGAAUACCGCGGCGGUGGACACUCCUGUCCUCAACAACUUCCUUGAUAGCAUCGGAGGGCUGGUCCAGAGCCGGGAUGGCGCGAAGCUACAGGACUUUCUACAGCUUGAACCUCCUCUCUCCGCCGUUUACAACCAGAUGAUUGCCGAGUUACAGCAGAGGUACCCUCCUGGCAACAGCAGCAAAGAUGCCGCAUUGCUUUCCAAAUGCGAAGGCCAGCUGGCCGGAGGCGAAUUGGGCAGCUCAUGGCCCGCGUUUCCUCCAUUUAUGCGCCUGUACUUGACGUUCCUGCGGGAUGUCAACGUCGACAAUCUUCUGGAAACAUAUAAUCUCCUCAAAGGCCUGCUGAACCAGAGCGUAAUUGCCCUAGGAGACAGCCAAAUGGGCGUUGUUAUCUUACCCACUGCUCUCUACCUAAGCAAAGUACUUUCGAAGCUCGCGAUCGGGCUCGACCGCCAGCCAGAAUUGAUCGCACACCUACUGAGGGACGAAGGGGCCGAGCCAGGUCAGGGCGAGACAGGGGAGAAGGUCACGCUCGUCGAGAAGUCAACAAACAUCGUUCGAGAAGCAUUUAUCAAAUGUCUCACCGAUAGGAGUGGCACUUCUGGGAUCCAUGCCAAACCAGAAGGAAGAAGAGCAGGAAUCUAUCUGAUGGCGAAUCUGUGCCUGAAGCUUCUAUUCAAGUGUGGGAAACUGCGAAACGCCGAGCAAAUGUUUGCAAGCAUCAAUUCACAAUCGCCGCCGCUCGAAUACUUCCCUGCUUCCCAGAGGGUGACCUACUUAUAUUACCUAGGGCGGUAUUUCUUUUCAAAUAACCUGUUUUACCCCGCCAUGAUCGUGUUAGAAGCAGCAUACAAUCAGUGCCACCGACAGGCGCUGAAACAGCGAGGAUUGAUCCUCACCUAUCUCAUACCGUGUAAUAUUAUCCUGGGCCGGUUCCCAUCACAAACACUGCUGCAGCGGCCGGAAGCAGAGGGACUAGGGGAGAAGUUUAUGCCUCUGUGUCGAUAUAUUGCCAGAGGAGAGGUACAUUCCUUCAGAGACUAUCUCUCUGUCAACUCGCCCUAUGCAGAAUGGUUCGCCAGGAAGGGGCUGCUACUUCAGCUCCGUAACCGAUGCGAGAUCCUCGUCUGGCGGUCGCUCACGCGGAAGGUGUUCAUUCUAGCCGGGUUUCACGGUGAUCAGAAGUUGCAGACCCAGCGAGGACCACCGCCUUUCCUAUAUCUACAAAAGCUCGAAGCAGCCGUUCGAUGGCUCGAUAGCCGCGUAUCACCUCAAUCGCAGCAACAGCCGAUGUUAAACAUACCGAAGCAAGCUGGGCUUCAACUUACUUCAUUUCCGUUAGACCCUGACUUUAUCCCCGAACACGAAUCGAACUCUGAGCUGGCAGACGAUUCAAAAUUUGACGAUUACAGCAACCCCGACUGGUACUUUGACCAUAAUGGCCACCGUGUCGAUGUCCGGGCCCCCGAAGAUUUGCCCAAUGAUGAGUUGAUUGACGAGGAGGAGCCCGCAGACCCAUACUCGACGCUGCUACCAGACGAAGACACCACGAACGGAGACCAAAGCCAAGAGACUGCCUCGCCUCUGAUGCAAGAGCUAGAAGCUGUUCUUGCUUCCCUGCUCACGCAAGACCUCAUGCGAGGCUAUCUCACACACAAGAACCCGCGAUACGCAAUACCGGGCGCCCGGCUGAAGGGCGCCCUCCCCACCGGAUUUCCGAACGUGUGGCAGACGAUCUAUGCCCGUGAACGCGAAGACGACCAGAUCCCCGGAUGGGUCAGGCCUCCUGGAUCCUUGCGCGGGGGACGUAGACCGCCAGCUGGAAUUUCUGCGGCCGGCGGACGGGUCGUCAACUUGAGCGGCGCCAGAUCUAUCAGCGAGAUGACGGGGAGCUGA